This is a messenger RNA of Thamnophis sirtalis, 1577 nucleotides long. The record is from RefSeq and is a predicted model, not a curated record. Lineage: Eukaryota; Metazoa; Chordata; Lepidosauria; Squamata; Natricidae.
AACUGUAUUUAUCAUAUGGUUUGUUUUGUUCUGUUUCCUAUAGAACCUCCACUUAGUGAAGAUUUACAGCCAACAUCGGCUGUCUCUAGCCCAACGCAAGCUGGUCCUGUAAUGUACAUGCCCUCAGCAGCAGGCGAUUCUGUUCCUGUCAGCCCUUCUAGUCCACAAGCCCCAGACCUUAGCAAUGUAUGGAAUAAACCAGGAACUCUACCAACUAGCCCUACUUCUACUACAAUCCUCUGUAGAAAUAGCAGUCUUGGAAGCCCAUCUAAUUUAUGUGGAUCCCCUCCUGGUGCAAUUGGAAAACCCCAUAGUUUGGAAAGCAUAGGUUUCCCCACAGAUUCAGUAACUACUGCAAGUAGCUAUAAGAAGGCACCUGGAUUUGAACGGGAAGACCUGGUUGGAGCAGAGUAUCUAAAGAAUUUCAAAUGCCAACAGGCAAAAAUCAAAUCCCAUUCCAUGGAACAUAGAACCCAAGAACAACCUCUGUUACAACCCAAGCAGGAUAUAUUAGGGAUUCUUCCAGUUGGCAGUCCACUGACAUCUAGCAUCUCCUCUAGCAUUACUUCUAGUUUGGCAGCAACACCACCAAGUCCAGCAGGCACCAGCAGUAUACCAGGCAUGAAUGCCAAUGCCCUUCCUUUCUACCCAACUAGUGACACUGUGGAGUCCGUGAUAGAGUCUGCCUUGGAUGACCUGGACCUGAACGAAUUCGGAGUGGCUGCCCUGGAGAAGACAUUUGACAGCAGCUCGGUGCCCCACACGAGUGGCAUCAUGAUAGGUGGGAGUUUGCUGCAAAGUUCUGCUCCUGUAAAUAUCCCUGGGUCCCUUGGAAGUUCUGCCUCCUUUCACUCUGCCUCUCCUUCUCCACCGGUCAGCUUAUCAUCGCAUUUCCUCCAUCAGUCUCAGGGACACUUAAGCCAAUCAGAAAAUACUUUCCUGGGGACAUCAGCUUCUCAUGGAUCAUUAGGUUUAAAUGGAAUGAACAGCAGCAUAUGGGAGCAUUUUGCUUCAGGAAGUUUUUCACCCAGUACUUCACCUGCAUUUCUGUCAGGUCCAGGUGCUGCUGAACUGGCCAGGUUGCGGCAAGAAUUAGACGAAGCUAACAGCACGAUAAAACAGUGGGAAGAUUCUUGGAAACAAGCCAAACAGGCCUGUGAUGCGUGGAAAAAAGAAGCGGAGGAAGCUAGUGAUCGUGCAAGUACAGCAACCGUAGAAUGUGAGUUAGCCCGGGAGCAGAGAGAGACCUUGGAACUGCAAGUCAAGAAACUCCAGGAAGAAAUUGAGCGGAUCCAUACUGGCCAGGACCCCCAGUUCCUGCGCUCAUUCUCUGAUUUAGAGAAUCUCUCCUUGUCCACACUCUAUAAUCUCCAAAAACAGUUGCGUGCCAAUUUAGAAAGAGUUGAUAAGGCAGUGUUUCAGAUGCAGUCGGUGAAAUGCCUCAAGUGCCAGGAAGAGAACCGGGUGGUACUACUGUGCCAACACACUGUGCUGUGUGAAACAUGUGCCGAGGAGGGUGAAUGUCCCAUCUGCCAUCCCAACAGGCCACAUGCUCUCCAGUCGUGACUGUACUAGGA